Molecule: messenger RNA, 906 nt
Organism: Salvia splendens (bonfire salvia)
Lineage: Eukaryota; Viridiplantae; Streptophyta; Magnoliopsida; Lamiales; Lamiaceae
Exons: 3
Coding region: 190-726 (178 amino acids)
Source: RefSeq, a predicted model, not a curated record
UUAAAAAAGGGUAGUCGAGUCGCAAUCUUGUUUGUCGGGGCGCCGGUUUUUCUUCACUCUCUGCCAUUUAAUGCCAAAUUUCCAAUCUUGGAUCAGUGGAUGAGCUGUAUCUCACACACACACACUGUUGUUUGAGAGGGAUUUCAUAAAGAGCAAGAGGAACCCUUUCAUUCACCAUAGCUUUUGAAAAUGGAGAAAGCUCUGGUAAAAGUUGCCAGCAUUAAAGCAGGUUCAUUUUGGGUUUCCAAGAAAGCCAAAGAAGAGAUCUCCAACAUCUCUCAAGACAUCUCUACUCUGUCCAACACCGUUGAGGAGAAGGCGAAAUGGAUCUUCAACAAGCUCAAAGGAAAGCCAUUAAAGUCAUUGCCAGAUCUCCUCCGAGAUUACAAUCUUCCUCGUGGCAUCUUUCCCCAGAACAUAACAUGCUACGAAUUCGAGGAAGCAAAGUCCAGGCUCAUCGUGCACAUGUCCUCUCCGUGUGAGGUGUCCUUCAAGGACUCGUCUGUUGUGAGGUACGCGACUCGGGUGAAGGCCACAUUGUCGAGAGGGAAGCUGACGGGGAUCGAGGGGAUGAAGACAAAGGUGCUGGUGUGGGUGAAGGUGAGCAGCAUCAAUGUGGAAGGCACUAAGUCUGAUAAAAUCUGCUUCAUGGCGGGAGUGAAGAAAUCGAGAUCCAAAGAUGCGUACGAGAUGCCUCGUGAUGGCCUUCGAGUUGAAGAAUUCUGAAAUGCAAGACCUUCUCAGUGUGUCAAUAUAUAUUCUUGGAAUUCUUUGGUUAAUUUGUUUGGAAAAAUCAAUAAUUAUUGUAUUAGUUGUUUGUCCUCGGUUUUCAAGAGUUGGAUGAUUUGGGAGUCUGGUUCUUGAUUGUGAUCAAUUCAUCAAUACAAACAGAUGUUGGCCAAAUUA